GCGCUGCACUUACACAUGGCUUCCUCCUCCGGAAAGAAACAAUAACGUUUGUUUAUAUUUUCGACAUUUAAAAUUACAGUUCAACAAAAUACUGCAGUUUUAUUUUCACAUAAUAUUAGGUGUAAUACACCUUCAAAUAUUAUGUUUGUACGGAUUUUACUCACCAUGCAUUUUAAACUAUACACACACGCAAACAAAUAAUGCGCCAUGCUGUCCACACGGAACUUUUACGGCGUUGCACUUGCACACGGCUUCAUUUUCCGGGCAGUCCAGCUUCACUCAAGCUGAAAAUGAGUUUAUUUUUGCCUAAAUUGACCUGCAAAAAAGACAUAGAUGAUGUUAUUAAGGAGGUGGCAGAAAAGGUGCUUGUUUUGAGGUUUGGGAGGGACGAAGACUCCGUUUGUCUCCAGCUAGAUGAGAUUCUGUCAAAAACCGCCCAUGACCUGAGCAACAUGGCGUCCAUCUACAUCGUGGAUGUGGAUAAAGCUCCUGUUUACACAAGAUACUUUGAUAUUAGUUACAUACCGUCCACUGUUUUCUUUUUCAAUGGACAGCACAUGAAAGUGGACUAUGGCUCGCCAGAUCACACCAAGUUUGUUGGCAGCUUCAAAACCAAGCAGGACUUCAUGGAUCUGAUUGAGGUCAUAUACAGAGGAGCCAUGCGGGGGAAAAUGAUUGUCCAGAGUCCCAUAGACCCUCAAAAUAUUCCCAAAUAUGACCUGCUGUACCAUGGCAUUUAGCACCGCCGUCUGCAAACAUGAAAACGCCUAAAGUCGUGUUGUCGUUCCUGGAAAAUUGCGGCAAAAGUCACAAUGUUUUGAGGCUUUUUGGGGGUUUUUUCCACUUAGAUUGAACCCUGUUUUGAUUAAUUUGUUAUCAAUGUUGUUAGUGUUAACCUCAGAAAAACACAAAACUGCGACAGAAAUUGGACAACAAAUACUGUAUUGAUGUUUUACUCGUUUCCACCGCACAGAUCUAAAAGUAGACACGAGAUGGCAGUAACAGCACAUACUCAUUGUCAAAUUACUACACUGUUUAAAUUCACCACAUUUAAUAAUGGUAAUAAUAAAAUGUCUGCAACUUGUUGACGAGAGAACACAGGUUUUGAUUAGACAGUUAACGAGUGCCACUCAGAGAUGAACUGGAUUAGUGAAAAUAGGCGCAGAAAUUGUGCACGAAUUUGCCUAAAUUGGCACAAUUGUGACAUCACAAAAUUCCUGGAGGGACUGACAUUUUAUAUCUUGCCAUUGUCUCUUAAUCAGGUCCAAACUUUUUCCACAGAGGGCCAUGCACUUAAAAAUGAAAGCAUGCUGGGAGCCAUUUUGAUAUUUUUCAUUUUCAAAACCAAUGCAGUUAUUGUAACCAUUAUGUCUUCCCUUAUUUUUUGUAAAUGAAAAAGGGGCUCAGGCAUUAAAAUGUCUGAUUUUAUUUAAAUAAAAUAUCUAUAGAUCAAUUUAUGAUCUGUCCGUUGAAAUAAAGUUUUUAUUUUUUAAUUGGU
Molecule: messenger RNA, 1498 nt
Organism: Entelurus aequoreus (snake pipefish)
Lineage: Eukaryota; Metazoa; Chordata; Actinopteri; Syngnathiformes; Syngnathidae
Gene: txnl4b
Product: thioredoxin-like 4B
Exons: 3
Coding region: 201-740 (179 amino acids)
Biological process (GO): mRNA splicing, via spliceosome
Cellular component (GO): spliceosomal complex; U4/U6 x U5 tri-snRNP complex; U5 snRNP
Source: RefSeq, a predicted model, not a curated record